AUUUAACAAUAAAUAAAAUAGAUAAAGAUAAACGGUCCCUUAGCAACAACAGCCACAAGCUUGUAAAUAGAGAUAAAGGAAAUCCAGUUUCCCAACCUGUCUGGGACUCCAUAUCCGAAUUUUCUACCCACCGGCGUUGUUUCUUACACCUGAAAGCCAGUCAUACCAGCAACGCUAUUUCCUUCAACACCAACACUUUUUUUCUUCUUCCUGUGGGCAGCUUUAGAGCUGAUUCAGUGAAAAGAUUGGGAAGUUUCUGAAAGCAAUAGGUGCAGUUGACACUGUUAAGAAUCAUUGGUAUGAUAGGAACUAAUUAUUAUAUAUAGUGGAAGGUACAUACAUACAUAAUGGCUACUGCAGCAGUUAUUGGACUCAGUGGAGGAAAGAGACUAUUGAGUUCAUCUUACCAUUACUCAGAUGUUAUAGAAAAGUUUUAUCAUGGUUGUGACUUUGGAUCCUCACAGUAUCACCUUCCUCCUUCAAAAUCUGUAAUACUUUCAAAGAAGUCAUCAAAAUGUGCUCCAACGUUUCCAGCAUAUGACAGGCAGAAUCAUUCCAUCAAAGCUCUUAAGGAGCAUGCUGUUGUUGUUGAUGACGCGCCUGCUAUUGCUAAUUCAGAACCAUGGUUUCAGGGAGGCUGCAAUUCUAAUAGUGACUUAGAGUUAGAGUUGGAAACCUCCGAUAUCAAUUGUUAUUCUGUCGAUGAUAGAAAACAAUCGUUAGCAGAAUCAUUUAGUCUGCAUUUGCUACUUACUUGUGCUGUUGUUUUCAUGAACAAAGAGAUUGAGAGGUUUCUGAAAGCAAUAGCUGCAUUUGACACAGUUAAGAAUCAUUGGUAUGAUAGGAAUUGA
Messenger RNA from Cicer arietinum (chickpea), 851 nucleotides. NCBI's taxonomy places the organism in Eukaryota, Viridiplantae, Streptophyta, Magnoliopsida, Fabales, Fabaceae. The record is from RefSeq and is a predicted model, not a curated record.